AAAACAAAAACUGAAAAAAAGAAUACAAAAAGUACAGAAGAUCAACUUCUAAAAUAUUUGGAAUUUUUUCUUAUCAAAAUUAUGCUCAUUGUCUUUUGAUAACAAAGUUUGUGGUGUUCUGAGCUAUUAAAAGAGUCACAUUAUAUAUUCUGUUUCUAAAAAUGAAGAUCGCUCAGUUUAAUAUGGGACUGCCUAACGUAUUCGGCAAUUUGAGAUAUAUUACAAGCCGCGACAUUACUGACAAUUCUGGAGAUAAACGAGACAAGCAUAUGUCGGAGGCUACGUCAGGUCGAAAUCAACAGAUAACGGAUUUAAAUGUCGAAGCAAAUAGAUUAAAGACAUUCGAAACUUGGAAUGUUCCGUUCAUUAAUAAGCAAACAUUAGCAUUAUUAGGGUUCUAUUACUAUGGUCCAGAGGAUCUAGUUAAGUGUUAUUUUUGUGGAGUAGAAAUUGGAAUGUGGGAGGAUGGCGAUGAUGUACUAACUGAUCACAUGAAAUGGUCACCAUCGUGCAACUUUAUUCGUCGUAAUUGCACCAACAAUGUGCCCAUCGAUGCGUCUCUUUUAAAUCAGAUAUUACCACCACCACCAACAAAUGAUGUUUAUGGGACUGUUGAGCGUCUUACGAAUACAGUCAGUGAGGGUUCAAUAGAAUCAGUCAGCGAGGACGAUGUACAUAUGCAUCAGCAUUCAUUAUACGAUGAGGGUGGCAUUGAAGCUGUUUUACGAGGUGGAAAUCAUAUAGUUCAAAGUAAGCCAACAAUUACAAAGCCAGAAUUCCCUGAAUAUGCUGUCGAGGCUAAAAGAAUCGAAUCAUAUACUGAUUGGCCAAAAUUAAUUAAGCAACGACCACAACAAUUAAGUGAUGCUGGAUUUUUCUAUACUGGAAAAGGUGAUCGAGUCUUAUGCUUUAGCUGUGGUGGUGGAUUAAAGGAUUGGGAGAUUAAUGACGAUCCAUGGGAAGAGCAUGCCAAGUGGUAUGGCAAAUGCGAAUACUUGAAGUUAAUGAAGAGCCCAGAUUUUAUUUCAAAAAUGAUUGAAUUAGGAAAUAAGGAAAAGUUUGCAAGUGAUGAGGUUGGAUCAUGUAGUUCACAAUCAUCAGGAUCAUCACUUAGAGGAAGUAAAUCAAGUUCAACAGAGAAAUUAUCAAAUGAUAUGGAAAAGUCUGACGAGGAGGAGGAAAAGAAGGAUUCAAAACUUUGUAAAAUUUGCUAUGCUAACGAAUAUAAUACAAUUUUCCUACCAUGCGGUCACGUAAUAGCCUGCGCAAAGUGUGCAUCAAGUGUCACAAAAUGUCCUGCAUGUCGACAACCUUUUGAAAAUGUCAUGAGAGUAUUUUUCUCAUGAAAUAACGAUAACAAUGAGGAUAAAAAUGUUAGGUCUUGAAGUUGAACGACUUGACAGACGCUUGUGCUGGAUUAAUUUAUUUAUUUACUUUUAUCUGGCAAAGGUCACAGUUCUGUCUGUAAAUAAUACUAAUUUUAAAUCAACUAUAGACUUUAUUGAUAACUAUUUAUUUUCGAGUGAUGAGAAAUUUGAGGAAGCAAUCAUUUAGUAGCCAUUUUGCAGUCAUACUUAUACUCAAUUCUAAGCACCGUGCUUAAUAUUGUGAUCAUAAGUUGACUAUCAAGUGAUUUUGAUGAUCUCUUUAAACUAUAAUUGAAGUUUAUGUUGGCUACCAAAUGACUGCUCAGUGAUUUCUUCAUCUCUUGGAAACUGUCUUUAAUAGCUUUGACUGAUAUUCUUACAAAGCUUUAAUGCACUAGUUUCAUGGUUUGUGACACUCACAAAGAUGACAAGUCGAAUGUAAAAAUAAAUACACUUUUUGUGACCUCAACGGUCGAUUACUUCUAAUUAAUGAUUAAACAGUAUAAGUUAAGAAGAUUAGACAGUAGAGGUAGUUUUGAGUGUUGUUGCUAUGGAUACAAUGUCAAAUUCAUAUUUAGAGGCUCUAAGUUAAUGUUUGGCAUGAUGCCAUGGUAAAGACAUUCAAAAUAGUAGAACAUAGUUCAAUCCUUUAUUAUUUUUGCCAAUUCUAUGGCAAGUUUCUUGAGAAAUUUAAGUAUUUUAAGAGGAAUUUUCAUUUUCUUUUAUUUUUUCUACAAGAAUUUGGAAAUUUUUGAAAAAGGAAAUUUUGAACUAUGUUUUGGAUCAAAAACAGUUUUAAAUUGAAAUGUGACAAUUUUGUGAGAUGAAUUUAAAGCAGAACUUUUCAGUCACUUUACAUACGCCAAUCCUGUAUCAGGUCGAAUAAAAAUUUAACUUCUAAGCA
Chironomus riparius is the source of this 2271-nucleotide messenger RNA. Lineage: Eukaryota; Metazoa; Arthropoda; Insecta; Diptera; Chironomidae. The record is from the annotation of a GenBank genome assembly.